CUAGCCACUAGAUAAACCAAGAUUGCAAUGUGUAAUGACAAUACUUUCAAAAUAUUGACAAUGACAUAUGACAAUUGAAAAUUUAAACUAAACGCAGAAAAAUCAGAAAGAUAACUUUAUAUUGUUUACAGUUUCAUAAGUUUCCAUUUAAUAAUAUCAUUAGCGCUUUAAAAUGUUACGCAGUAUUUUGAAGAGACCCAUUUACAAUUCUGCUAUACAAUUAUUUAAGUUUUUGUCAAUACAAACAGAAAAACCAAUAAGGAAUAAAUAUAACGCCAACUGUAAAAUUCGUCGCGAGAUAAUACAUGUGGAUGUUUUCCGGCAAUUUUCAACAAAACAACCCCGUUUUGAAGAAGUAAUAGUAGAUUAUGAUUAUGUAAAAAAGGCCACAACUAAUGAAAACAUUUUACUCAUUGAUGUGAGAGAACCUGACGAAAUAAAAGAACUAGGAAAAAUUCCAAACAGCGUCAACAUUCCAUUGGGAAAUGUAUCUACAGCACUAGGCACCAUGACAGAAAAAGAAUUUCAAAAAUUGUACCAGAUUAAGAAACCUUCUGAAGAUGCUGAAAUAAUCUUUUAUUGUAUGUCUGGAAAGAGGUCUGGUAUGGCACAACAGAAUGCUUUUAAUCUGGGAUAUAAGAAUGUGAAAAAUUAUCUUGGAAGUUGGAUAGAAUGGUCUAGCAAAAUGCAGUAAACGAGCUGCAGCAAGAUAGAAUAUUAACAGCUAGUCCCACAUCCAAAUUAUACUUUUUUGUUAUCUA
Vanessa atalanta (red admiral) is the source of this 761-nucleotide messenger RNA. RefSeq names its product putative thiosulfate sulfurtransferase, mitochondrial. Bases 173 to 694 code for a protein of 173 amino acids. Gene Ontology annotation, cellular component: mitochondrion. Gene Ontology annotation, molecular function: thiosulfate-cyanide sulfurtransferase activity. The record is from RefSeq and is a predicted model, not a curated record. The transcript is spliced from 5 exons. NCBI's taxonomy places the organism in Eukaryota, Metazoa, Arthropoda, Insecta, Lepidoptera, Nymphalidae.